AUGUCUUCGGCACGAUUCAUGGCCCCCAAGGUCGCCUCAAUGCUCGGCUCCGCUUCUGCCGGUGCCGCACGCCCUGCGCUCCGUAGCACUACUAAGCUGCAAUUCAACAACCCCCAGCGAGCCAUCUCAGGCAUGGGCCGCUCUCUCCAGCACAACAAUGCCGCCAAAUCUCCCUUCCAAACCCUCAAGCGUCAACAAGUCAGCAACGCCUUCAAGGCUUCCUUCGCGCCUCAAAUGGUCCGUCCAUUCUCCUCGGAGCUCGCUGAAGCCAUGGUCAUUGCUGGCGGGAACAUCGGUACCGGUAUGGCUACAAUCGGUCUUGCUGGUGCCGGUGCGGGUAUCGGAACGGUCUUUGGGGCUUUGAUCACCGGUGUGGCUCGCAACCCAAGCAUGAGGGGACAGUUGUUCGCAUAUGCCAUUUUGGGUUUCGCCUUCGCUGAAGCUACCGGGUUGUUCGCGCUCAUGGUGGCAUUCAUGAUCCGCUUCACUUAA
Molecule: messenger RNA, 492 nt
Organism: Letharia columbiana
Lineage: Eukaryota; Fungi; Ascomycota; Lecanoromycetes; Lecanorales; Parmeliaceae
Exons: 2
Coding region: 1-492 (163 amino acids)
Biological process (GO): proton transmembrane transport; proton motive force-driven ATP synthesis
Molecular function (GO): proton transmembrane transporter activity
Source: RefSeq, a predicted model, not a curated record